AUGACCAACCGGCAAACGGGAGUGGACCACAGCCCCGCCAGGCUGCGAGUGGACGAGGCCGCCCACGGGCCUGGCGCUCUGCUCAGCGAGGGCUCGGACACGGUUCUGAGGAUCCCUCCCGAGGAGACAGGCGGCUACACAUCAGGGGCUGAAACACGAGGCGAGCAGGGCUGGGCCCGGGGGACGGAGGGGCUGCCCUGGGGCCAUGGUGUGGGCGUGGUGGUGACUCAGGUGGUGGUGGUGACACAGCACGUCCGCCAGCCCGUGGACCGUGACGCGUCCUCGCUGAGUCACCCGCCGCCUCCCGCGGGGCCCGGCGCCACCUUCUCACGGAGGACUCGCUUCGUUGACCCUCCUGCCUCUCCCUCCACCCCGCGGAACCCAAAGGGCCAAAAGCUUGAGGCCCCACAGGGCCUGCGGCUGGGGUUGGCCAUGAAGCCCUGCCCCGAAGAGCAGUACUGGGACCCGCUGCUGAACACCUGUGUCUCCUGCAAAACCAUCUGCAGCAAUCAGAGCCCACGCACCUGUGCAGCCUUCUGCAAGUCACUCAGCUGCCGCAAAGAGCAAGGCAGGUACUAUGACCAGCUCCUGGGGGACUGUAUCAGCUGUGCCUCCAUCUGUGGACGUCACCCCAAGCAAUGCACACACUUCUGUGAGAACAAGUUGAGUCAAGUGAACCUCCCACCAGAGGUCAGGAGACAGCGGACCGGAGAGGCCUUGACCCGGGCAGACAACCUAGGGAGGUACCAGGGAUCAGAGCACAGAGGCUCGGAUGUGGGUCCAGCCCCCCCAGGGCUAAAGCUGAGUGCCGACCAGCUGGCCCUGGUCUACAGCACGCUGGGGCUCUGCCUCUGCGCCAUCAUCUGCUGCUUCCUGCUGGCCGUGGCCUGCUUCCUCAAGAGGAGGGGGGACCAGGUCUCCUGCCAGCCACCCCCCGGGCCAUGUCGGACGCAGGCCAAGUCCUCCAAGGAUCACUGGAUGGAAGCAGGCAGCGCUGCAGGGGCCACGCCAGAGCCAACGGAGACGUGCAGCUUCUGCUUCGCGGAGUGCAGCGCGCCCGAGCGUGCUGGGGGGUGGGCGCGCCCCAGCCAGCGCGCAGCGGGACAGCCCUGCGUGCGCGCCCCGAACGGCGGCCUCUGCGGCAUCGAGGUCGUGUGCACGCCCGCCCAAGAAGGAGGCCUGGCCACAUGA
This is a messenger RNA of Balaenoptera musculus (blue whale), 1191 nucleotides long. RefSeq names its product TNF receptor superfamily member 13B (gene TNFRSF13B). NCBI's taxonomy places the organism in Eukaryota, Metazoa, Chordata, Mammalia, Artiodactyla, Balaenopteridae. Bases 1 to 1191 code for a protein of 396 amino acids. Gene Ontology annotation, cellular component: plasma membrane. The record is from RefSeq and is a predicted model, not a curated record. The transcript is spliced from 9 exons.